This is a messenger RNA of Orbilia oligospora ATCC 24927, 195 nucleotides long. RefSeq lists its product as uncharacterized. The transcript has a single exon. Bases 1 to 195 code for a protein of 64 amino acids. The record is from RefSeq and is a predicted model, not a curated record. NCBI's taxonomy places the organism in Eukaryota, Fungi, Ascomycota, Orbiliomycetes, Orbiliales, Orbiliaceae.
AUGAAGUUCAUCAGCGCCAUCCUCAUUGCCGUCCUCUCCGCCGCCGCCAUGGCCGCACCAACCCCAGAUGAGAAUGCCACUCUCGAAAAGCGUGGCUGCGGUGCCGGUGUCAUCUGCAUUUCUGGCAAGUGCCGUUACUGGAACUGCAACGUCAGCGGAUGCUCUGUUGGUCCUCCAACUGGCUCUACUUGUUAA